GUGUUUUUACGGCAGCCUGCUGGUUUCCUUCCACAAACAGAGAUGUCAGUUGGCUGAGAGGUGACAUGUACACACAGCAAAUAAAACAAACGAGGUCGACAUAACUCAGCUCUAGCAGAAACACGCGAUUACGCGACGCAAACAUCGCUUCGAGGCGACAAAGUACGCGUGAAAUGGGUGAGCAGAAAUGUUUUGACUAGUCAGCUGACUAGCCUGAUAACAGCAACUACAGCACUGCAAUAAAUGCAAACUCUUUGCAGAUACGAGUGGCUCGUUUAACAAAUGUUUGGAGUUGUUUUGGCACGGAAAAGUGUUUGCCUCGUUAAUGAGGAAGUAGGGUUUUCCACAACUCUGUGACAGAAGAAAUUACUUCAACCUUUUUUCGCGCGUGUUGCUCUUCAAGUUAAGCUUGAUAAGUUAACACUACUAUGCUUGGCAGAGCUGUUUGCCACUCCCAGCUUUUACUGCUGUCAGGAAGUCUCUGAUGUCCUGUAUGGUGACCACCCUCGACUGAGUCGUUUAUGUUCAGUCCAUCAAAGAGCAUUUGGAGCAAAAGGCAGAUCAUGUGGCUUCAGCAGAGAUUAAAGGGGCUGCCUGGUUUGCUCUCGAGCAGCUGGGCCCGCCGUGUCUUGGUUGGGUUACUGCUCUUCCUCAUCUUCUACUGGUACUUGAGCUCAGAUGGGCUCCUGAAGGCUCUGAGCAUGUCCGGGGAGUCUGGAGGAGCGGCGGGGGUUUGUUUGCAGACUGAUCUUCACAGGUGGGUGUCGUUGGUGGACCGAGGGGAGGGAGUGGUUCUCACCCCCCAGACCAAAGAAACAGUACCAUUUGUGGUCGGUAAUGGACAUUUUCUGGUGGAUGUGGACUCUAACAAACUCUGGGUAGCUUCAUCUUCACAGCCUGGAUCCGCACCGGUUCACCAAACAGACUACGGGCCGGUGGUGCGGUCGCAGAUCCCGGGAUCGCGCUCGGAGGCUCGGGGAAUGAUGCUGUGGUACAGAAAAGGCUCUGUCUUUUCCACCAGGUGCAUCCUGACCGCUUCUUCUCAGUCUUCUCGCGACUGCGUCGUCAUACGAGAGGAAUUUGUUGCGCAUCGCAGCCGACCCAAUGUUUAUCUUCAGAGGAUUCACGUAUCGAACCCCACGGACCGCCAGGUUUCAAUCGACCUGGUUUCGAUUGAGUCUCUGUCGUUUAGGAGCACCGUGGAGAAGAUGGAGGAAAAGGAGUUUGUUCUCUCCUCAGGCCGGGUGCUCACGGAAAAGAAGGACACCGUGUUGGUGGUGGUGGGCACAAAGCAGCUGAGCCCCAAGAUCCAGGUUUCUGCCAAAUCUGAAUACUCAGAAAACCUGGUGAGCGUGAUUCACACCUCAGAGCCCACCGAGGGCGGGAAACUGGACGAGACCCUCGGCAAACUGAGAGAAGGAGUCAAGAGAGAGAUGGUGGAUGUCCUCCGAGCCGAUGUGGAAGAAUUAAUGCAAGAGCACCAGCAAGCAUGGGUGGAUCUCUUCAUAUCUGGUGUGGAAAUCAGAAAGAUCACAGACGCCCAUACUCCGUCCAGUCGCACAGUCAACAACACGCUAUAUUACAUUCUGUCGACCUCUACAGCGCCCCUCCUGGAUCAGAGUCUGACCGCAGAAGAGCACGAACGCCUGGAGUCCAGUCUGAACUAUGCCGACCACUGCUUCAGCGGCCACGCCACCAUGCACGCCGAGAACCUGUGGCCGGAGCGCCUGACCAACGUGGCUCAGAUCCUGCAGCUGGUGAAUCUCUGGAACCUGACCUUCCAGAAGAGAGGAUGCAAGGUCCUCGUCGCGGCAGGCACUCACGGUAUGAUGCAAGGCAUGGUCCUGAGUUUUGGUGGUCUGCAGUUCACCGAAAACCACCUUCAGUUCCAGGCCGACCCAGAUGUUCUUCACAACAGCUACUCUUUGAGGGGCAUCCAUUACAAUAAAGACCUUAUCAACCUGGCCGUGCUGCAGGACGCCGAGGGCAAGCCCUUCCUGCAUGUGUCCGUCAAGCCUCAGGAGAAACCUGUGAAGCUGUACGCCUGCGAGGCCGGCUGCAUGAACGAGCCCGUGGAGCUGACCUCGGAGCUGCGAGGCCACAUGUUUCCGGUGAUGGUGACCCAGCCCAUCACGCCUCUGCUGUACAUCUCCACUGAUCUCACUCACCUGCAAGACCUGAGACACACCAUGCACGUCAAGGCCAUCUUGGCUCACGAGGACCACAUGGCCAAGCAGUACCCAGGCCUGCCCUUCCUCUUCUGGUUCAGCGUGGCGUCCCUCAUCACGCUUUUCCACCUCUUCCUCUUCAAACUCAUCUACAAUGAGUACUGUGGGCCUGGAGCCAAGCCGCUCUUCAGGAGCAAGGAUGAUGUUUCUCUCUGAAGCCUAAUCCAGUAUGCAGAUACAUUAAAUAUGGCUCUAUCUCUGGAUGUCCUCUCAGGAUUGGUUUUAAUCUCUGGAGAUGUGCCGAUGUAUUUAAGACAUGUUUUCCAUUAUUGCUGUGUGAAUUUAAUUAUGAAUAUUAUCUGAUGUCUGUCGAGGAUUAUGUAAAUUGUUAAGGUUAAAAUAUGAAGACCAUAUAAAAUAUCAAUAAUUAUGAAGGAUUCAAACAAGACCUUUAUUAUUUAUUAUUCUAGCUUAUAAACAAGCGCAAUAAUAAAAUCUUAAUGGAAACCAAAUCAAACAUGCAGCUCCUAAACACUGAUUUUAUGUGAAUGAAGAAAAAAAUCGUAUAAAAUCGCAAUGAAAUGGCAGUAGCAACAGAGCUUUUUUUCUGUAUUGUGAUGAACAUCUGAGUGUAACAGAUAAUUAAAGAAACAAUGUAAAUCGUGGAUUGGCGAAUGGGGAUAAAUGAGUGGAGAAGUCAGGCUUAUAUCACCUUAUUUUCACUACAAUAAUAAAUUGUGACAUUUUGAUUAUGAGUUCAAACAAAUCAGAUACACGUAUGAAAAUCAGCUAAAUGAAUCUACGUCAGUAGUAGAAAUACUGACCCUUCUUAAAACAGCUGGGAAGAGGGAAUAUUGUAUGUAUUUAUUUGAAAAAUCAGCAUUGAACAUCACAGAUUCACGUUUGUUUACUGUAUACUUAAUCACAUGGAAUAUAGAAGGUAAAACAGCAUGUCAUUGUUAUAAUGACAGUUUCAGGCAGAUGAUAACCGCUUGUCUCUUAUUAAUGUCCCACCGUGUUUAAAAGACAAUAAAUGUGGAAUGUCUUGGACUUCAUUAGAUUAUCAUCCAGCUGAUGAUUUUAUUACAAGUGGCUCACAUUCUCUACUCAGAGACACAAUGGUAGUUGGUGAAUGUUUGAAUUCACAGCUAGCAAUGGUUAUGAGAAAAUAAACCACUGGGCUUCCCCAACUACAGGCUGCAUUGAGUUGCAUUGCACAACAAACUGGCCUCGUAGCCUUACCAGACUGCUGUUCCACUGGUUUUAGAUGGUCGGCCAGUUGGUCUCCCAGAAUGAGCGGCUGAUGGUGCCCAAAACCCCUCUAAAACCAGCCAACAGACCAGGUAAGACCAACCAAAAGCUAAUUAAAAAAAAAAAAAAAAAAACUGGAUGAGAGAGAACUUCAAAUAGAGGACGACAUGUGAUGUUUAAAGUUUCAUGGGAAAAAGUACUUUUAUCAUUACUUCAAUUGAAAAUUACUUCAUCAUUACUUCAGACCCUGGACUGCGUGGUAUACACCACUGUAUAAUCUAUAAUAGAGUCAUUAUAUAUAGAUCAGUGGUAUACACACUCAAAAAUGACCUAGAGCACUCAAAGAAUUUAUUUGACGCCAAUAUGUAAAAGAGCUGGUUAUUUCCAAUGAUUACAAAAGUGCACAAACAUUGUAAAAGUUGUAGGAGUGAAAUGUUUUAGUCUUGAGAUGCUGGAGGUCCAGAUAACAGAACAUUUCUCGAAGACGGUUUGUAUAGGUGUGAUGGAGUAAGUAGAAGACCUCACUCCAUCUUUGUCAUGGUCUUCAUCACUGGAAUGAAGACAGUCCUCCAGACUUGAGUCCUCCCUCAACAAGUGUUUCUUAUCCCGUAGGAGCCUUGAGGUUGUAUUGAACAGGUACGAGUGAACAUGGUUCUUAGCUCCACAUGCUUUUAUUGUAAAUGUUGUUUGUUCAUUAAAUUAACCAGUCAAGAAACGGA
Molecule: messenger RNA, 4138 nt
Organism: Onychostoma macrolepis
Lineage: Eukaryota; Metazoa; Chordata; Actinopteri; Cypriniformes; Cyprinidae
Product: KIAA2013 ortholog
Exons: 3
Coding region: 522-2384 (620 amino acids)
Source: RefSeq, a predicted model, not a curated record